This is a messenger RNA of Fusarium pseudograminearum CS3096, 699 nucleotides long. RefSeq lists its product as uncharacterized. The record is from RefSeq and is a predicted model, not a curated record. The transcript has a single exon. The coding region runs from base 1 to 699 and encodes 232 amino acids. Lineage: Eukaryota; Fungi; Ascomycota; Sordariomycetes; Hypocreales; Nectriaceae.
AUGAUUGACUUCAAGGCCUUUCUCCUUCUCCCCAUCUUUCUUGGUGUCGUUGUUGCUGGGCCCGCAGUUCCAGUUCAAGCUCUUGCAGUCCGCCAGGACAACAAGCUCCCAAACUGCGAUGACAAGUCUCAAACCUACAACGGACGGUACGCCGACAACUCGGGCACCUACGUGACUUCAGACAAGAUCACCCAUCCGUACAAGUUUCCCCUGAUCCGCAAAUGUUGGUGGGAUUAUUAUGUCGUCGAAGCCGCUCCCGAACUCACCCCGUGGCAGAAGGCUACAGGCAACAUCUACUGUACCAACAGUGAGCGUUGUGUUGCAACCAAGAUGUCCGGAAAAUCGGUCUGCCAAGAACGAUCUGAAAGUGUUAGUGCUAGUGUUGGAGUCGCUAUUGAAGGCUUCAGCCUUGGGGUUGAUUUCACAGUGACAAAGUCAGAAUCACGCUGUGUUACAGCUGAUGACUCUACUGCUUGUUCGUGGAAUGACGGACAGUGUCAUACAAUUUGGACUCAGCAGCAGAUUUUGAGACAGAAGGGCUACCGGCGUCAACGUUGUGACUGGGGUAAAGGGGAUGAGACUCAGUGCAUGGGUGAUUGGGAGCAGACUACACCUUCGGACUUGAUUAACUAUGGUUGUGGCUCCAAGUGCACUGAUACCAAUGACUGUGGUCAUACUGACGGAACCCCAUGCCCUUGA